Styela clava is the source of this 2058-nucleotide messenger RNA. The record is from RefSeq and is a predicted model, not a curated record. NCBI's taxonomy places the organism in Eukaryota, Metazoa, Chordata, Ascidiacea, Stolidobranchia, Styelidae.
AUGGAGCUGACUGCAGCUGUGAUCUCAGCAAAAAUGAGUGACCUAAUUGUUCGGGAGCUCGAGUAUAAGGACAUCAGUGUUUUUCAUUGGGUGGAUAGUAAGGUAGUUCUCGGCUACAUAAAUAAUGAGGCAAAAAGAUUUCAUGUGUUCGUAGCUAACCGUGUGCAACAGAUACACGAUUUGAGUAAAUCUGAUACAUGGUUUUACAUCGAUUCAUCUGCGAAUCCUAGUGAUGACGCCUCAAGAGGCAUAAGUGCAAGAGAACUUCUUUAUGAUUCUCGCUGGCUAAGAGGACCAGAAUUUCUUUGGCAACGAGAUCAGAGUUGGAAAAGCUCAUUAUAUAAAGCUGAUGAGGAAACUGAAAAUUGUUGGAUAGAGGAAAUGAGAAAGGCCACCUGUUUUGUCACCAAUUGUAAUAAUGGAUUUGUCACCUAUCUUGAACCAGAGAGACUGGAGAGAUUUUCUUCGUGGAAUUCAGCUAUUCGUGCCGUUGCCAACUGCAUUCGGUAUGUUCGAUUGAUAAAAUCUAGAGUACAAAAUGAGUAUGUAAUGGAGAAGUUAAAUGUAGAACACAUGAUGCAGGCUGAAAGGCAGGUUGUGAAAGGUUUGCAAUCUAAGUAUUUUGAACGAGAGAUCCAGUAUCUGAAAAGCGAAGUUGUAAACCAAGAUGACGCGGUUGUCAAUGCCCAUGUCAAACAAAGCAAUCUGAACAAGAUUAGCUCUUUGUUUCGCUUAGACCCGAUACUGGAUUCGUGUGGAAUAUUGAGAAUUGGGGGACGGAUUAGACUUUGCUCGACUAUUUGUGCAGAGAUGAAGCAUCCUAUUAUUUUUCCGAGGAAAAGCCACUUAACCACCUUGCUUAUUGAUCAUCAUCACAUCCAGGCUUGUCACUCAGGGCGAGGCUUUACUCAUAACAUGCUGCGUCAGCGAGGUUAUUGGAUAUGCGGUGGAUCUUCUGCUGUGUCGUAUCAUAUUAUGAAUUGUUUCCAAUGCAAACGUCUUAGAGGAAGAACUCAUUUGCAAAAAAUGUCAGACUUGCCUGAGGACAGACUUGAGGAGGCUCCGCCUUUUACCUUUUGUGGUUUAGAUAUUUUUGGAUGUUUUUACAUCAAAGAAAAAAGAUCAGAAAUCAAGCGGUACUGUGUUUUAUUUACUUGCUUGUCAUCCAGAGCAAUACAUAUAGAAACGGUAAAUUCACUUGAAACUUCUGCUUUCAUCAAUGCUUUGCGUCGAUUUCUAUGCCGAAGAGGGCCAACGAGAAUGAUCAGAUCUGACUGUGGAACUAAUAUAAUUGGAUGCAGAAAUGAUCUGAAUAAAGCAUUGCAAGAAAUGGAUCAGGAGACGAUAAAGAAUUAUUUACUUUCUGAACAUUGCGACUGGAUAGAAUUUAAAUUCAAUAGUCCAAGUUCGAGUCACAUGGGAGGAGUAUGGGAAAGGCAGAUACGAACUGUGCGGUCUGUGCUGGAACCUCUUCUAUGGAAAUGCGGAUCUCAAUUAGAUGACGAAGGGCUUAGAACAUUUUGUUGCGAAGCUGAAAAUGUGGUCAACUCCCGAGCACUAACAACAGAUCCUCUCUGUGAUCCAAGUAUGCCUGCCCCAUUGACUCCUAAUCAUUUACUAACAAUGAAGGCUAAACUGUUGCUUCCGCCACCAGGGAAGUUUCAAGAUGCUGAUUUAUAUGCUCGUAAAAGGUGGCGAAGGGUGCAGUUUCUGGCUAAUGAAUUUUGGAAACGAUGGAGGAAUGAAUAUGUACAUACCCUACAACACCGUCAAAAGUGGACAAAUAAGCAGAGAAAUUUCAAGACUGGUGAUGUAGUCCUAAUUUCAGAUGAAAGCUCACCAAGAAACCUUUGGAAGCUUGGUCGAGUAUCUGAGACAACUGCUGGAAGUGAUGGCCUUGUUCGGAGGGUAAAAUUGAAUGUGGCAAACAGGAACUUGAAUUCUGCUGGUAAACGAGUAUCUACACCGACAGUGCUAGAGCGCCCCAUUCACAAGCUGGUUCUUCUCGUACCAUAUGACAAAGAUAAAGAUUCUCGUGAGACGAAGAAAAUGGAAUAG